AGCGAGCGCACCAAUGGGUAAAUUGAGGUUGCUAAAGUCAGUUUGGCAACCUUUUCCAUAACGCAGCAAACGCACCGAGCGUUGCUAUUUUGGUUUGGUAAGAGCAAGCGCACCUAGCAGUUGCCAUUCACGCUGUUGAUAUCACAACUUUUGCUGUUGUCUUCCAUAGAAAGCGAUUUUCGUACCUAUCGUUGAUGUUGGAGUUUACCUACACAAAUGUGACACAAACAAAGCAACAUUUGAUCCUAUAGCAACGGAUCAGUGUAGGUUUAAAAACAAGCUUUAGCAACCUAAAUUAAGACACUGGUGCGCUUGCUCUUUAUGUAACAACCCUCACUUCGGGUAGCAACGAGUUCAUAAUAGUAACGCAGUAGCAACGAGCCGAAGCGUUGCUAUUUGAUCAAAUGUCAAAGUAUUGUUUUUUAAUGUACGUUUGAAAGUGAAUUUUUGUGAUAAUAUCGUGAAAAUAAUGACUGCUUCGAAACGCGGACAUAAUUGGUCGGUUCCGGAAGACGAAGCGCUUUGCCUCGCUUGGUUAAAUACGUCGCAGGACUCUAGUGUAAGCGCAAAUGAGCGAGGGCAUUCGCUGUACGACAGGAUUCACGAGAGCUUUCUCGAAAUAUGUGCGGAAAAAAAACUGCUAAGAAACCCAGCGCUACGGGCUGCCACCGGAAUCAAGGCCAGGUGGCACACAAUUAGUAAAAAUGUGAGCAAGUUUACUGAGUGCCUGGCCCAAAUCCGAAACCGGCAUCAUAGGAGCAUUUCCCCGGAAGAUGCCAUAAAGCAGGCAGUUGCAUUGUUUGCCACUACGGAGAAAGCACCAUUUACUCUGAUGCACUGCCACAUUUUGCUGCAGAAUGAACCGAAAUGGAAGCAAUAUCACACCGUCAAGGGACUGAAUCAAAAACGAGCUGCUACCGAAUUUGUAGAUACGACCCGAGACAGUAGCGAAUCAGACGAUGCAGGUUCAGCUUCCGGUUCCGGUCGUCCGAUCGGACAGAGAGCUGCCAAAGCUCGGAAGCUUGUCACGAGAUUCGAGAAACACACUGAUUUGCAAAUGACCAUAGCUGCGCAGGAAAGGGCUGCUUAUAUGAAACAGAAAGUCCGAGCCCUUACAAGAAUGGCCAACCAUGCCAUCAUGUCGAUGAACCUGGAAGGCUUGAACGAAACUGCUAGGGAGUAUUACCUACUGGAACAGCAGAGGAUUCUCAACGAAACCAGGAAACAAGCGAAGCGAAAUUAAAAGAAAUGAAAAUCUAUAUAACUCUUUAGAAAAAAGAAAUAAAAAACCAAAACUUGAAGGUAAAAAACUAAAUCGGAAUAUGUAAUAAAAUUUGUUUAAUUAUUAUUAUUAGUAAUGAUGAUUAAACAAAAUUGAUAUAUGUUUGCCGAAAAUUUUGAAAAAGCAACUCUAAUCAGAAUGUUUGUAAUAUCGAAUAGAGAUGAUUAAUUGAUUAAGUGAAGACAAUUUUUUUGUGUUCAAUCGUAUGCGAGUGAAACUUUGCUCGCAUGCUUUACAUUAAGCGUAAAUCAAUAUUUUUUUUGCCGGAAAUAUAUGUCGGACUUCAUUGCUAAGAAAGUUGUAAUUGAACAUGUUAUAGAGGUUAAAUAUCGUCUUUUCGUUAAACCUUUAUCCCCCUGAUUGGUCUUCCCUGGUAAUAUGUCUACCAAACCCUCCCACCCCGCGGCCCUUCUAAUAAGCCACGUGAUAUAGGAGCGGCCCCUAAGGACCAUUGCACUGACUCUAAUGAAAAAGAAAUCUAAUGAAUAUUCAGGGUUUAAA
Messenger RNA from Wyeomyia smithii (pitcher-plant mosquito), 1783 nucleotides. RefSeq lists its product as uncharacterized. The transcript has 2 exons. NCBI's taxonomy places the organism in Eukaryota, Metazoa, Arthropoda, Insecta, Diptera, Culicidae. The coding region runs from base 470 to 1243 and encodes 257 amino acids. The record is from RefSeq and is a predicted model, not a curated record.